Messenger RNA from Drosophila suzukii, 867 nucleotides. RefSeq lists its product as uncharacterized. The record is from RefSeq and is a predicted model, not a curated record. Lineage: Eukaryota; Metazoa; Arthropoda; Insecta; Diptera; Drosophilidae.
AUGCCGGCGGACAUAGUGACCACGGAGCAGCUGCGCUACCAGCUGGCCUUCAUCCAUGCCAUGGACAGGACCUCGCGGCACUGGGAGGACACCUUCUCGUGGUAUCCGCGGAUGCAGUGCUGCCACUACCAGCGGAUCGAUCAGAUCUACCUGGAGAGUCGCCAGCAGUAUGGCGAUGGGGUGUUCCUCAAGUACGCCAACCGGGGGCGCCUGCUCAAGAAGUACUCGGUGACGGCGCGGGAUGUGGAGGAGAGUCUGCAGGAGCGGAGGACCCAGGACAGCGAUGGCACCCUGGGCAUCAAGGUGGCGGCCACCGAGAACGGGGAGUACGGUCGGAUGAAGCCAGGCAGGUUGUACUUCUGCUAGGACAAACCACAUAGCUCCUACUCCCCCCGAUCCUCGCCAGAACCACUCACAAUUAAACUAUCAUCGUCCGCUGACAAUGCAACUCUCAAUGGCCGUCACUCAUUACGCGAUUUUUGCAUGACCGUGCGCAUAAUUAACAAGGUGAAAAUGUCAGUCAACCUGUUCCCGCCCCUUCGCCGCAGCGAGUGCCCACUGUACCCUCGCCUACUUGGAAGCGACUGAAAAGUUCGCACAGGUAAUUAAGUGAUCGCGUCUGUCCACUCGAUGAGAUGACUCGCCUCGUUUGUUCGGGAACUUGGAAACUGUUUUUAUGGCGACCAUAAAAAUGGGAAAUAUGCAUGAUACGGCACACCAUUUACACAUUGCAUUAACUUCAGAUACAAAUCGGAUCUAUUGAUUUGAUAGAUUUACACACACUUGAAUAAACUUCGAUAAGAGACUCGUGACAAAAUUAUAGUGGCAAUCGGAAGAUUUUUUUUAUACACGAAGAACAAUAUUGAU